AUGGUAGGUGAUCGGAAUGCGCCCCGACGUGGGCGCGAAAAGACUACUACGAGCAGGAUAUCUAAUGUUGAGAUUGAUGGAUCAAGCAUCGCUCUUCCUGUGGUAGGCUGUGGCCAAUCAAUAGUCCUUCCACUGGUCUAUUUACUACGCUGGAAGAAGGCGAGCGAGCGUCUUGAGGACCUCCAUGUCAUCAAGCACGAGCGUUCCCAUACAGCCAUUCCCGUCCUACGUUGCAAUGCAAAGCCCCACACAGCACCCGCUUACGGAUCUCCUUGGCAGGAGUAUUUGAAGUCGGUGCUCUUCUUGUCUGCCAUGUCGGCAAAAGGCGUCUGGGCGCUCGAUCUACUCGUCGUCGACCUUGGAACCCUCCGCGGCGCUCUCCUCGGCGGCGAAGUUCAUCUGGUCGGCGGCGGCCCUGCGCUUCCCCAUGUUGCGUCGAACGAGCAGGAAGCCUAUGAGGAAGAGGAAGGAGUCGAAGAGGACAUAGGGACAGGUGUGGGCCGAGAAUCCCCCCUCCAGUAG
This is a messenger RNA of Colletotrichum higginsianum IMI 349063, 522 nucleotides long. RefSeq lists its product as uncharacterized. The record is from RefSeq and is a predicted model, not a curated record. Bases 1 to 522 code for a protein of 173 amino acids. Lineage: Eukaryota; Fungi; Ascomycota; Sordariomycetes; Glomerellales; Glomerellaceae. The transcript has 2 exons.